AUGAAGUACACCCGAAUCAUGAUCAGCUCAAAUCUGAAACCAUUCCAGAAGGUUUUGUGAGAAAGGUGAUGGAAAAAUGUCCUUCUAUGAUUGUACAAGGCGAGAACUUAGGCUGCACUCCUCUGCACAUUGCAGCAGGUAUGGGUAACAUGAAAUUGGUCAAGCUGUUUUUAGAAAAUGAUACUUUGCCUGCAUAUGUAAAGGACAGAGAAGGUUUGUCUGCUUUUCACAUUGCGGCCAAGGAAGGCAAUGUUCUUGUAAUGAAAGAACUCAUCACAGCGUGUCCAGAUAUCUAUGAGUUGUUGGACAACAGGGGUCGGACUGCUCUCCAUGUUGCUGCAGAAAGUGGGAUGUGGGAAGCUGUCAAUUUUUUUCUAGAGAGACCAGAUCUUGAGGGUCUUAUCAACGAGCAAGAUGAAGAAGGAAAUACACCUAUGCAUCUUGCAGCUGUCAAAGGAUAUUACAAAAUUCUCAUAAAAUUGGCAGGUUGUAGAAAUGUUGACACAAAUGCGACAAACAAGGAGGGCUUGACAAUAAUGGACAAAAAUCGUUCCAGUGUAGCAUUAAGAAUCAGACUACAGGCUAAGGCUUUUGCAGAGGGCAAGGGAGUUGGGCUUGACUAUCUCCUCAAGAUCCCCUGGAAAGGGGCGGAGAUAAUAUAUACGAAGAACCAGUUAAAGGCGAGAGGCGGUCGACGAAGUCUAAGAGAACUCUUAAAAAUGGGCUCUUGGCUAUUGAAUCCCGAGGGGCAAGACAAAGAACAAAUCCAAAAAGAAACGGGGACAGAAUCUGCAGAUGGAGGUGCAGGAAAUGCUACAGCCAUAGAAAAGAAAGCUAAACAAGGGCAGACCGCAAAGGAAAAUGAGAUACAGAAUGCUGUCUCUAAAAGCAAAGAAGAAAUGGAAGGAAUCAACAUGUCCAAAUCGGAAAUUUUAAGGUCUGCGGAUGAGACCAAUUUGUUGGUAGCCACGAUCAUCGCAACGGUCACCUUCACGGCAGCUUUCACCACGCCCGGUGGUUAUGAAAGCGGAGGUAUCUAUCCGGGAUUGGCAGUAUUAAGCAAACAAGCUGCUUUCAAAGCAUUUGUGAUAGCCAAUGCUUUAGCUUUUGGUUUUUCCACUGCCUCAACAUUAGUUUACAUGUUUUCGGCUCAUGUUAGAAGGGCGCUAUCAUACCCAGACGGAAUAGCAAAAACAGAACGUGCCCUUCAAUUGGCAGAAUACUCUAUUGUAGCAUUGCUGAUAGCAUUUAUAUCAGGAACGUACGCAGUGGUGCCACACUGUUUGGGGAUUGCUGAAGCCAUCAUUAUAUGUUUUUGCUACUUUACUGGCCUCCAGGUUUUCUCGCGGUAAUUAAUUGGUAGAAUGGGUGAUACUGCUACGUCGAAUUAAUGGGUGUUUAUGUUUUUAUUUUUUAAUUGCCUCUUGUGGAAUAACUUCGGUCAUGCACCUUCAUGAUUGCUAUUA
Molecule: messenger RNA, 1466 nt
Organism: Quercus lobata
Lineage: Eukaryota; Viridiplantae; Streptophyta; Magnoliopsida; Fagales; Fagaceae
Product: ankyrin repeat-containing protein At5g02620-like
Exons: 4
Coding region: 69-1352 (427 amino acids)
Cellular component (GO): plasma membrane
Molecular function (GO): protein binding
Source: RefSeq, a predicted model, not a curated record